AGCCCUUCCUGAACCAGGGCCGGCAAGAUGGCAGCCGACACGCAGGUUUGUGUGACUAUUUUUUCAGAGUGGAGUUCUCGCUUAUGUUGAAGACCACGACUGGGACACAAAUCGGACUCGUAGUACCGCUUUAUAAACAUCUUGGUGUGUUUUUAUUAUAAACGGGGAAUUCUUGUGGAGUAUUUAUCGAAGCUUUGGAGGAGGCGGAUCUCGGAGUGCUGCGGAGCCUCCGUGUCAAUCGGUCUCCGGGUCUCAUGAGAUCCACCGUGGACCGGCACAGGGGGCAGGGUUUUAGCCAUGUUUGUGUCAGAGCUGCAUUUUUAUUUAGAUAUCACCUCGUUUACUGACAGCUAAUCCGAGGUUGAAACUUGCUGUUGUUAUAGAGAGAGGUUUGGACUUUAGCUGUCGGAUCAGUAUCAGGACAGACCAGAUAAGACUAGGUUUAAGGAGGCCAGGACCUGCACGGUUAGUCUAGUAAAUAUUAAUUAUUAGGGCUGGGACGAUAUGCUUUUCUCCCGAUUCGAUUCUUCUACGAUUUUUUUGGAUGCCGAUCCGAUUUAAAUUGCGAUUCUACCGUAUUGCCGUUUUUCUCGAUUUUUAGUCUGCAUCUGUAACACCAAUGAAACAGUUGAAUGAUUAUGAUUGUCUACUGACUAUUCAAGGAACCUUAUUUCCCAAAAAUUGAACAUCAAAUGUAAGUCAGUUUUUAAGAUUUAUUCUUACAUUUGGAAAAAAAAAAUCAAUUUUUGAAAGAAAAGAUCAAUUGAAAAAUUGUAAAACAAAAAUUUGCUAUACUUGGAUGAAUCGAUUUUGUACUCCCACCCCUAUAAUUUAUAUAAAAUGUCUUGGCAAUAGUGAGUACAUUACACACAGAGCGAAAAAAAACAGUAAUUUUUUCUUAAAAUCUAAUUAAAAUCAACUCAAAUGAUUUUAAUUUUUUAAUUCAAUUCACAAUAUUUCACAUUUCCUCAAAAAUAUGUAAAAGUCCUGUUAAGAUUGUAGUGGAUUUUAUUCGUCUGUUAAUUUGACAGGGACUGUACGUGUAGGCCUUUAUACAUCUAAUUAAAAAGCAACAGUUGAUGGAGUUUAUGAAGGACUUCCAGCCAUUACCAAUUUGCAGUCCCUGUCCCUGGUUACACUGUUAGAAACAAGGCACCUAAUACAUAAAUUAACAUUAUAUCAGACACAGAAAAGCAGUCAGAUAUGUGCAUAAAUACCAACAGAAAAGUAGCUCUUAUGUGCUUGGAUGAAUGUGCUCUAGCUUCAACUUUAUGAAUGCUCACAAAAAACCUGAAUUUGCUCACCUCAUAUUCUUUCAGUUGACACACACACAUACUGUACCUUGCUAGACGCACAGUGUUGUGUCCUACCUUACCUCUUUACCUCCAAUGUAACCCUAUUGAUAGAUUAUCAAAAAGUGAUCGACAUGAACGGGGCUUGCUCAUGAUGUCGUGUUCUGCCAUGAACCAAAACUAAGAGAGUGCAGACUGACAUCAUUAUAACCAAAUGCACAUCAUUUUUAAAACAGGAGAAUAAAAUUUAUAUAUAAAAUAAGAUAUAACUCCUCAUUUAAUGCAUUAAGACGAGAGAAAAUAUAUUGCCCUCAGUCCUGGUUGUACUUCAAGACUUUGUUUUUCUAUGCUCGUUUAAUCAUGACUCUCUUGUUCUAAUUGACUGUACAUGGACUGACAAAAACUUUAAUUUUUGUUGUUUUCCAUACUUAAGACAAAAAGUCUGGAUCAAUUUUCUUACUAAGUUUCAAUGUUACUUCAGGUUUCAGACACGUUGAAGAAAUUUGCUUUAAACGUGACCACCGCAAGUGUGAAAGAGCGGAAAGAGAUAUUCAGAGAGCUGAAACAAUGUAUUCAAGACAAAGGUAAGUUUGUUUUACUUACUAGUCUUCUAUUAUUCUGUGAUUAUUAUUCUUUUUAUUUGUAAAAGAAGUGUUAACGAGCACUAAAGCUUUUCCAAAAACAUCUUUCAGAGUUACCAGAGCCUGCCAUCAAAGGACUAUGCAAGCUCUUCUGUCUCACUCCGCACAGAUACCGGUGGGUGACAAUUAAGACUUCCUUUACCAUGAACACAUAAAAAGAUCCAAGACCAUCGAAUCACUUCAAAAAGUCCUUUUUUGUAAAGGUUUGGGCUUCGGUUAAAAAAAUAGGUUUUUACUGCGCUGUACUUUGUGCAGCUUUUCCUGUUAUCAUUUUACUCAAAGGGGUUGUUGUUAAUCAGCAUCCCUUCAUUGGUGCAAAAUUAGUGAUUAAUUAAUAGUGAGACAUCUGAUUGUGUAUGAUCAAUAAUGUGUGUGUUUAUUCCAGGGAUGCUGCAUCACGCAGAGAGCUCCUCUCUGUCAUUGCCCUGCUGGCUGAGAAACAGCCCAACGUCCUGGUCAACAGCCUCCUUCACUGCCUACUGAACAGUGGAGUUAUCAGCAAAAGUGGAGAGCCCAGGUACCAGGAUGGUUAAGUCCGUCAUUCAGCUAGAAAACAGUCAUUUGUUAUACCAUCAAUACUCAUAAAUUAAUUUUAAAUGUAAAAAAAAAAACAAUCUGUUGCUGUGUCUUAAACAAGAUGUGUCUUUUUUGUUGCUCAUUUUCUGUUUUAGUAAAAGUUAUGGCUCAGCUGCCUUCAUCUGCCUGUCUUGGACCUGCCUUUUGGUCCCCAGUUAUUUUUCCGCUCAAGAGAAAAGAGAAGGAUCCAUCUGGAAGAAAAUGGUCAGUAUAAGCCUGUGUGUCUGAUUGAUGUAAACAGAAAUAUGUUUGUAUGAAUAUUACUCAAACGUGUGGUAAAAACAGUUUAAAUUGAUCAUGAAGGUAAAUGGAGUGAAGAGUCUGUCACACAGAGGUUUACCGGAUUAGAUGGUGAAAGCAGUUCUUUGUGUGUCGUCCUCUUUGUUGCAGGUGGAGGUUCAGAGCCUUCUUGUGGCUGAAGUGGUGGGUGGAGCCAAAUCAACAGCCCAAAAAUCAAGUCUCAAAAAUCUCAGCCACCUCUGGGAGCAAGUAAGUUCAGUUCACCGUGUGAAACAUGUUGGCAGUAAAAGACAAACGUCAGCCUCAUUGUGAAGGAUGAAACUAACAUCCUAUUUAAGAUGGGACAUAAAACUCUGACUUUCUCCAUCCAACAGCAAAAACAUCGGUAUCCAAAAACAACUUUAGCACUAGCAUGUUGUUGUCUUUCACAGAACUCUGGAUUGGUUGACGAAUACAUCAGCACACUGUUGAGUUUGGACCAGAACCCCACGACUCCUGCCAUGCUGGGGGCGUGUGUGGACUUCUGUACCAGCCAGAAAGACAAAGCGACGAUAGAAAAGCACAAGGUGAUCUUUGAGAGCGAUUUUCACCAAUUCUGUUUCUGUUUUCUGAGUUUCUCGAUUCAGCUUUGUGUGGUUGAAUUCAUUAACAGUCAAUACAUACAGUCCUAAUUCCAAAAGAUUGGGACACUGUGUAGUUUGUUGUUGAAUGAAAAGAUGUCCAUUUUAUUAUCAAUUAUACACAUUUUAAAGGUUUUCAAAACAUCAAUUUCUGUUUUUUUUUUAUCAAUAAUUCACACAGUGCCCCAAAUAUUUGGGAAUUUAGGGUUGUACUUUCUCUUGGAUAUUUUUAAGAUCAUGUCAUCUAAGGUACAGAAAUUUAUCUUGUAUUUACUGUUUCCCAGAGUGCCAUGCUGGAUCUAUACCUGAAAUCAGUCCUUAUGAGUAAGACAAAACCCCGACAGCAUAUUUUGGACAAAAGCGGCUCUGUUCUGCGUCAUGUAUCCCACCCUGAGUUCAAGGAGCUUCUUCUCCCAGCGCUGCAGAAGACGAUGCUUCGCAGUCCGGAGAACGCCAUGCAGAGUGAGAUGUUGUCAGCGUCUGAUGUUUAAUAUCUUGCUCUGCUAUCACACAGUGAAUUAAAUCGUUGUCUGCUGUUUUGCAGCCAUUUCCUGUCUUCUAUCUGCUGUAACUCUGGACCUCAGUCAGUACGCCAUGGAUAUCGGAAAAGCCAUCACAAGUAAGGCCUCGAGGAUUUUCCAGUCAAUUUGAUUUUGAGUGCAUUUUUUCAGUUUAAUAAGAACGGGAGGACUGGAAAGUUUGGUGCAUGUAACUCUGGUUUGUUUCUUUUUAGGCCAGCUGAAAGCUAAUAACGCCCAACUGAUGGAGGAGGCGGUCCAGGCCAUGCAGCACCUGGCCCAACAGUGCAGUGACCCUUCCUCCAUACAGGACAUCGUCACACAUCUCUUCAAGAUACUUGGAGGUUGGCUGAACAUGAACUCUUUAGAUUAAAACACUGACGUAUCUGUUUGUGAGUCUGUGAACCUGUUUCAUGGUUUCUGUCUUUACAGGGUCUGAGGGGAAGCUCACAGUUGUUGCCCAGAAGAUGAGUGUGUUGUCGGGUAAGAGGCUUUGGAAAAAUGUUAUCCUUCUUCACGAGAUCGAACUACAAAUGAAUAAAUGAACAAAAAUCUGGUUGUUAUAGGGAUUGCAAGCUGCAGCCACCACGCUGUUUCAGGAACCUCCAGCCAGACUCUCAGCUCUGCAGUCACUGUCAUGUUCAUCCCUUAUUUACAACAAGAAGGUAUCGUUUUUUUCUCCCUCCUCCGCCUACUCCAAAGAUGAUCAAAUCUUAAGAGCACGUAACAUUUACCGUCUUCAGUGUGAAGUUUUUCUCAAGAAAGAUUUGCUGCUUCUUGUUUAGUUCACGAGGGCACCCUGGUGCACGCCGUGUCCGUGCUCGCCCAGUGGAGCACACGCCUCACAGUGGAAGUCCCAACUGCUCUCAUGGACUGGUUUAAGAAGGCUUUCACCCUCAAGACCUCCACCUCUCUGGUUCGACACGCCUACCUUCAGGCAAUGCUGGGGGCCUAUAGAGGUGAGGAGACCGAGAGCUUUUGUACAUUUGAUGUGAAAUCCACUCAUCCUUCAAGUUAAUGGACCACACUUUCUGCUCCUUCAAUCACACAAACACCAAAGAUGAUACAUCAGUUGAGUUUUUCUGCCUCAUGACCUGCUCCCCCCUUUUUUAAUAGGUGACACUCUGGCUCAGGCUUCAGACUUCAUUCCUUUGCUCCUCCAAACAGUGGAGAAGGCAGUAGCACAAAGCUCCCAGCAUCCUCUGCUCGCAGAAGGCGUGUCAGCUUCUGUGCUUUUGAGUCGACUGGCGCUCCUGGAGUCACAGACAGGUGAUGCUGGCGUCUAAACAUUUCCACGACCCCUUGAAAAACCUCUUAAAAAAACAUUAGCAGUGACAACAAGCGUCGUUUGUUUUUUUUUUUUUCUGCAGAGGCAAAGUUUUCCAACUUUUGGAGCAUGAUCUUAGAUGAGAAGAAACCUCUUUUCACCUCAGAAAAGUUCCUCUCCCAGGCCAACGAGGAAAGUGAGUCACUUAUUCUGAUUGCUUUAAAAGCUUUCAAUGGUUUUAAAGUUAAAAAUAAAGAAUUAACACUUAUUUUUUUCUCGUUUCUCACCCUGUUUUCAGCUCUGCUCACGGUGCUGCUCCUCUGUGAAAGACUCUUCCUGGACCAUGCUCACAGGCUGAACACCAGCAAAUCUCAGUAAAUCACUGCUUUUAAUUAAGUAGAGAACGAGUUAUUGUUUCGUGUAUUUCCCAGCAUACUUUUGUGUAUAUUUUGGCUAAAAGUUCUUGAUUGAUAGUUCUGUACACUUGCACUGUUUUCUGCUGUAAAUAUCUGUGCAUGCAUGAUUGAUCUAAAGACAUGCACUCACUUUUACUUGCUCUCUUUUUCCCUUUCGUGCUCAUGGCUGCUCUGCAGGAUGUAUCAUCGUGCCAUCAUCGGGGUUCUGCUAUCCAGAAGCUGGCGCGUGAGGAAGCGGGCAAAACAAACAGUCAGGAAGCUGCUCUCCUCUCUCGGUAGCUCAAGUCUUGCCCACGGCCUUCUGGCAGAACUGCGUGCGGUCAUCAAUAAACACGAGGUAGAGUCUGAGAACACCGUCUGAACACUUGGAGCUAAUUUGGUCUUUUGCAGCUUUGAAUUUCAGUCUGUUGUUACUGUCCUAUAAUUAAUCUUUUUGGAAGUGCCCUCCCAGUUCUCUUCUCUUAUUCAUGUCAUCUCAUCCUGAAUGUCACUGACUGUCUGCUCCCCACUUCAGAUAUUACCUCAAGACGUCCUGUUCUCAGACUCAGGAGAGCUCACUGAGCUGGGCCGCAGCUACGUUCCUCCCCGCGUCCUGCUCGAUGCUCUGUGCGUCGUCUGCUCCUCUGCCAGCCAAUGGGGCGAUCCCGCUGAAGUCGAGACUUUGGCCAUGGCGAUCCUGAUAGUGACCCAUCAUCCAUCUAUUGGUAAGUGAAUGAGACGCUCUGAUGAAUCAAUUUGCGACCCGCUUGUUAGCUACAGCCAUUGAUGAGGUUUUAUUGAUACCAAUUAGGGAUGUCCCGAUACGAUAUUGAUACCAGAUAUCGGCCUGAUAUCAGCCAAAAAACAAAUAUCGGAUUAUAUCGGCCUGUAUCUAAAAUGUCCAAUACGAGCAGUCCAUUCCAGACUCCGCUCCAGCUCUUCUAUCUAGCAGCUCAGAUCCAGCAUGAAGAGCCCACAAAAUCACAACAUCAGUGUGUACUGAGGUACUAACAAAGUACGAAAGAGUAGGAGUGAUGUCGGCCUUGUGGCAGUAUUUUUUGUUUAAGUCUGAAAAAGACUUUACAGCUGAGUGAAAAACUUGUCAUGCACAAGUUUGUAGUCAAUAUCAGUAUCGUAUCGGAAAUUAAAAAGCUGUAUCAGGACACCCCUGGUACCAAUGCUAUUAUAGAUUCUGCUUAUGGAUCCAAUUCUUAAUAGACUCCCUCCUCAAUUCCAGAAGUUUUUGUAUAUGGAAAAAAAGAAGUCCUCAAAUGUUUAUUUUUGUGUGUCAAUAACACAAAUUUAUCACCUUCACUGCUCAGCUGAUCACUGACACAGCCUCUGAUUGGUCGACAGACUAAAGCAAAGAUGGCAGCUCUCCUUAGCAGAGUCAGAAAACAACAGAAUAAAAGUUUUUUACAUGAAUUUAUACAGAUCACUGUAAAAAAAACUCCAGUUCCAGUGAAGUUGAGUCAAACAUGAAUAAAAACAGAAUUCAAUGAUACAAAUCCACCUUUAUUCAACUGGAUACAACUUUUUGUCUUUCAGUUGAAGCUCGCCGUGGACUCUGGCCUUUUCUGCUCCACUCCAUGAACAUCAAGGCUGACGAGUAUAUAGAGAAGAACCUCGAGGCUAUUCUGCCUCUUCUGCUGGAGGUCAACGCUGACAACGAGGUGUGCAACAUACACACAUCUCAUAAAUCAGUACAUGAUGAUGAUGAUGAAUACUGCACUAAAAAUCCUGACUCUUUGUCUGGUUAAUAAAUGGACCAAUUAAAAAUGUACUUAAGGGGCACUAAUUGGUAAGUUCUUCUUUCCAGGCGGUGAAAAAUGCCGUCGGUGCCCUCUCCGGCCUCUCUCCCAACAAGCUGCUGCCUCGGGUGAUCAGUCACGUCACUGAGGGGCUUUCAAGACCUGCUCUACUCCAGGUCACUCGGGAGGACUAUUCUAUCAUGCUCACACCUGAGGGAGAACUGCACGACAAGAGCAUCAUCCAAAGGUAACACACACAGGCUUUGGUGUCUCUUUGGGUUUCGUACAUUUAAAAGAAUCCACUGGACUAAGCUGCUUUUAUUUUUUUCCUGAAGUGCCCACAAGGAAAGCUCCAAGAAAGCCAACAUGAAAAGAGAAAACAAGGCCUACUCUUACAAGGAGCAGAUCAUUGAACUGGAGUUACAAGAGGUAGAGUACUUUUACUACGAUUGUGGGUUUUUCAGAGGUGUUCGAGGAACUCAUUUUGAUAUUUCUUCCAUGGCAGGAGAUAAAGAAGAAAAAAGGCAUCAAAGAGGAAGUGCAGCUGACCAGCAAACAGAAAGAAAUGAUGCAAAAUCAGCUGGAGAAAGAGGAUGCCAUUCGGAAGAAACUUAAAGGGGUGAGACGCUAAUUUUAGAGCAAUCUGAGGCAAGGGUUUAUUUAUGACUUCACACUGAGCUGACUCAUCCUCCUCACUUUCACCAGCUGGAUGUGGAGCUGCAGAGUUUGGUGGGUUUGCUAGAAGCCACCCUGAUAGAGAGACCUCCUCAGAUCACUCAAGAACUGCCAGCUGUCCUCCAGGUCCUCAUACCUCUGCUGAACUCCCCUCUGGCUGCUCCACGCAUCCAGCAGGUCUUCUUGGACAUCGGAGUGUGCCUCAUGCCAAAACAUCUUCAUCAUUUAGGUACACGGUUCGUCUGUGUAAUGUAUUUUAUCGAUUAGCGCAGCCACAGGAUCUCAUACAAAUGUUACCGCCUCCCUUUUUAGGUGUGCUUGUGGGACAUGUGACAUUACGACUGCUGAAGCCAGAGUGUGACCUGGACGAGGCCUGGGAACACGAGGAUCUGGACACAGCUGCUCAGCGCACGAUUCUCCUGCUGCACGGCCAUACUGUCCCACAGAGAGAUGCCAAAACUGGAGGUGAGCAACAGUUAUUGACAACUUGUUCAAGUUAAAGGGUAAUACAAAACGAGCAGAAUGAGGAUUUUAACAAUAUUUAAACUUUCAGUGUCUGUCAACAUGAUUUUGAAUGAGCCACAGGACACACUGAAAGCAAAUCAAAGUCUUCAUCUAAACUGAUAAUAGAUUAUUAACUGUGACUUUUUUUUGUGUUGCUUCUCCUCAGAUUGCGCUCCACUGUCUGCCCCCGCCUUCUCGUUUUGCUUUCCCCUCCUCAACGCCACGCUGAGGGAGUCUUCAGGCAGCACCGAAGAGACCGAGAACUUGAUGGCCAAAGCCUUACAAAUCGUCACUGAACACUCUCAGCUCCGGGCCGCCUUAGACACCGAUGUUCUACUCAUAGACGAGGUAGUUACACACAGCUCUAAGUCGUUUCUUUUAGUGUGAGACCUGAGCGAAAAGAUGCAAAGAGAGUUUAUGAAGAUAUUAUGUGAAAAGAAAAGGCAUCAGUAGAGACAUCUUAAAAUGACUGAUGAGAAAGAUUGUGAUAUUCCCUGUGAGUUUCAGCAAUAAUAUCUCACCUGUUAUAACCAGUAUAAGUCCCAAAAGAGGAUUGGGGCCACAGGAAGAGAAAAAAAAAUACAGGAGGGAGAUUCUUUAAAUUUCCAUAUCAUGAUUGAAGUUGAAAUUAUGAGAUUAAAGUCGAAAUUUAAAAAAGUCGAUAUUUUCACUUCAUUCAUGUUGACUUCAAUCUCGAAAUUUCAACUUUAAUCUCAAAAUGUUGUUUUUUUUUAUCUCGAAAUUUUGACAUUAUUCACAACAUUUUAACAUGUAAUCUCGAAAUUUCGAGUUUAAUCUCAAAAUUUUAAAUUUCUUAAUCUCAAAAUUUCCACAUUAUUCAAGACAUUUCGACAUGUUGUAAUCUCAAAAUUUUGACUUUAAUCUCAAAAUUUCAAUUUUUUAAUCUCAAAAUUGACAAAUUGAAUUUAUUGACAUAAUUUUGAUUUUUUUUUAUCUUGAAAUUUUGACUUCAAUCUCAAAAUGUCGACUUUAAUCUCCUUCCUGUAAUUUUUUUUCUUUUUAUGUAGCCCUAAUCCUCUUUUGUAAUAAGUAGAGCCACUCACCUUGUGUCUGUUUGUCUCAGAAUGGCCCAGAGCUUCUUCCCCGUGUCAACAUGCUCCUGCUUCUGACAAGAAUCAUUUCCACAGCCACCCCAAGACUCCAGGUGAGAACGGUUCAGCUCUGCUUAUCCUUAAAUCCUCUGUUUUAUAUUUCUGUCGCUCUUUGUGUGUUUCUGGUUGUUUCUAUGUCAUCGUUUGUGAUUCUUAAUGUUUCUUUCAUUCACUCUCUCCUGUUGAUCCUUUAAGACUUGCACCUCAGAUAACUUAAACCGACCCUUGAAUGUUUCAGGUGUUGGCGGCUCAGUGCCUGACUACACUGUGUGCCAGCGCUGGAGGGGGAGAUGGCUGCACUGUGGCGGAGCAGCCGGAGAUCGAUGUCCUGCUUGACGCCCUGCUGUCACCCUGCUUCUCUGUCAGGGAUGCUGCCCUCAGGGUGAGCCGUGCAUUAGAGAUAUUUAAUGAAGAUAAAUCUUUCCAACUGUUUAGUUUCAGUUAUGACUUGAAGAAAAGAAUCACAGUCUCAGUAUCAGGAUGUAAGAAGUGCUGAACUGUUUCGUUUGGUGUGCUGUUAACACGUUAUCCCUCUGUUUUCAGGGAUUAUUGGAGAUGGAGUUCGCCCUGCCGACAGACAGCUCUGAGGCCAGUGGUCUGAGUUUGCUGCGCAGGCUUUGGGUCUCCAGAUUUGAUGUUGAGACAGAAGGCCGAGACUUGGCUGAGAAGUAUGUAUUACCUAGUCACUUUUCUUUGCUCCAAACUUAAUUAAAGUUAAUGACAUUUUCCUCUAUUUGUCUCCAUUUGUACAACCUUGCUCAUUUUCAUCAAACUGGACUUUUAUUUACAUAUAUAAACUCUGGGCUCGUCCCUCCUCCUCCUCAGACUCUGGGAGUCACUGGAUCUGGAGCUGGUACCUGAGAUCUGCUCCCUGCUGAUUGGAGAUGUCACCCACCAUGAGGAAGCGGUCCGUUCUGCAGUCGCUGAAGCUCUGUCCACUGCCGUUUCCCAGUACAGAGACCAGUCUGCCGCAGUCCUUGGCCAGCUUACUGAGCUCUACCACCAAAAACUCUAUGUAAGACUUUUCUCUACCAUCAAAUCAGGCUGCUACUCCUGAAAGUCUGACACUCUCUUACAAAUUGUACCUUUUGUUUUUAAAGAGACCUCCUCCUGUGCUUGAUGCUCUGGGCAGAGUCAUCUCUGAAGCGCCACCUGACCAGUGGGAGGCCAGGUAAAUCUCUGCGUUUUAACCCAAGUUGGAGCAAAAUUAGAUUUUCCGAUACUCAGAUUAAACAAUUCUUGGAUCUCAUCUCUGGACUUUUUUAGCUUCAUACAUGCUGACCUACAACUCCAUGCAAGCCACAAGAAUGUAGUGAUUGUAGUGAUUUUUAACAGAAAUAAGUUGUUUUAAAGAUAUGCGGUGUCAAGGGUGAGGGAGAUGAAUCUGUUGGUGGUUCAGCUUUGUGUAUAUUUCCGUUCACUUCCUCCUGUGUACUAACGGCUGAUGCCGCGCCCUCUCUGUUUUCAGGUGUGGAAUCGCUCUCUCUUUGAACAAGCUGUCUCAGUAUCUGGAUGAAUCUCAGGUCACCCCUCUCUUCCUCUUUUUCGUCCCCGACGCGCUGAACGACCGCCACCCUGAGGUGCGGCGCUGCAUGCUGGACGCCGCCCUCUCUGCUCUGAACACUCACGGGAAGGUACUUCUAACUGAAUCCCCAUCACUUUACAUUUCAGAGAAUUUCAGCAUAGCAUUUCCCCUGUCACUGGGCCAUUUCUGCCUCAUUGACACUAACUUGUUUACAUGUUUUAUUGAACAGGACAAUGUGAGCUCCCUCCUGCCAGUUUUCGAAGAGUUCCUGAAAAACGCCCCCCAGGAUGCCAGCUACGACUCUGUUCGUCAGAGUGUGGUCAUUCUCAUGGGCUCCUUGGCCAAACAUCUGGACAAGAAUGACCCCAAGGUCAAACCCAUCGUGGCGAAGCUCAUCACUGCGCUCUCUACACCUUCACAGCAGGUAAGCAACUUCAACUGUGUUUACACUGCAGCCUCAAAAGGGACUCAAAUCUGAUCUGUUGAUGGCCAUGUCAUGUGAAAGUCCUGCUUUUCCUGCAGCUGAACUUACUAUCAGUUAUCUCACCGUCUAAUCAGGUCCAGGAAUCGGUUGCCAGCUGUUUACCUCCGUUAGUCCCUGCUAUCAAAGAGGAUGCCGCAGGUAUUGUGAGAAACCUGCUGCAGCUGCUGCUGGAGAGUGACAAAUACGCAGAGAGGAAGGGAGCCGCGUACGGACUGGCAGGUCUGGUUAAAGGUCUCGGGAUCCUGGCGCUGAAGCAGCAGGACAUCAUGACCACACUGACCGAUGCGAUCCAGGACAAGAAGAACUUCAGGCGUAGAGAAGGUCGGUGGAGUUUUUCAGUGUUUUCACAGUAUUUGUCAGACCAUUUCAUCUAUCCACAUGAUCUACAGGCACCAAAGACUCCCACAAUACAAAUUUUUCACAACUCUCAUGAUCUGUUUUCCUCUUCCAGGAGCUCUGUUUGCAUUUGAGAUGCUCUGCAACAUGUUAGGAAAGCUCUUCGAACCAUAUGUGGUUCACGUGCUGCCACACCUGUUGCUCUGUUUUGGAGAUGGAAACCAGUACGUCAGAGAGGUAAGAGAGCAGUCCUGUGUGUCCUCUACUUUUAUAUCUCUCAUUAUUGCCCCGAAAAGCUUCGCAGGUGUUUAAAAAGGAGCAAGUUUGUCUUGCACAUCCCAAGUGUAGCAUAAAAACUCCAGCUUUAACAAUCAGGGACAAUCUUUUUUUAUUUCAUUCGUCCUCCAGGCUGCAGACGACUGUGCCAAAGCUGUGAUGAGGAACCUGAGUGCCCAUGGAGUGAAACUGGUGCUUCCCUCCCUGCUGGUGGCCCUGGAGGAGGAAUCCUGGAGAACCAAAGCAGGUGAGGAACAAACCCGUGCUCUGUUUGUCACAUAAUGAAGAACAGUGUAGCGACUGCUUUCCUUCUGCUGGGGUUUAGGUUUGCUUGCAUCUGUGACUUGUUCAAUUAUCAGUCCAGUUUGAGUGUUACAAAGUAAUUUAUUGUUCAAAAAAGGAAAGAAAACAUGCGGAUUCGGGUCCAAAACUUUUGCCUUCAAAUGAAAAAGUGAUAUAAUAAAAUGAGGUUAAAACAGGAUGAGUGAAACAAUUGAAAACAAUGAAAAACAGUCAACAUAAAAUGAUCAGAGCUUACCAAGAUCAUUGCCUGACUACACCGGUGAGAUUUAAAUCACCCGCCAAACAUCCCAACAUACCACCCCUCAGUGACGAUCCCUGGAAGUAACAUACCUAGUAGAAAUCAAACUCAACAAAUAUAUUUUGGCUCCUACAAACAGUUUGCAGGUUAUGGUUGAGUACAAACAGCUACAGCUAAUUGUUGUUGGUAAUCUAAUAUAACACACUGAUGCCACUUUGCCUUUUCUCUUCCCUUCAGGCUCAGUGGAGUUGCUCGGUGCGAUGGCUUUCUGUGCACCAAAGCAGCUGUCCUCUUGUCUGCCCAGCAUUGUGCCCAAACUGACUGAAGUGCUGACCGACUCCCAUGUGAAAGUACAGAAAGCCGGCCAGCAGGCUCUUAGACAGAUCGGCUCAGUAAUCCGCAACCCUGAAAUCCUGGGUGAGUGACUCUGACUACGUUCAGACUCGAGUCAAAAGCAGCUAAAGCAAGUUUUCGUUUUAUGACUCCGAUAUUUUCUGAUUUACAGCAAUCACCCCCAUCCUGCUGGACGCUCUCACCGACCCCUCCAGGAGGACUCAGACCUGUCUGCAGACCCUGCUGGACACAAAGUUUGUCCAUUUCAUCGAUGCCCCCUCUCUGGCUUUAAUCAUGCCCAUCGUGCAGAGAGCCUUCCAGGAUCGCUCCACCGACACUCGCAAGAUGGCCGCUCAGAUCAUCGGCAACAUGUACUCCCUCACUGACCAAAAGGUACAGACUGAUAAUUUAACUGAAUAAGCUCAAAUCAGAGUCUUACAUCUGCUGUUUUUUCCAACCACAGCUCUGUGAAGAUGCAUUUUUUAUUUGUGGCGUAUGUUUUGUUUUUUACAGGAUCUAUCACCUUACCUGCCGAGUGUUAUUCCAGGCCUGAAGGCGUCUCUGUUGGACCCGGUGCCUGAGGUCUGUAAAGUUACUGUAAAGUUACUUAGUACUGAACUCUGUAGAGUUCAGUACUAAGUUCAGUAUUAGUUUGUUUGUCUCUGAGUUUUUAUCUGAAACUUUUCUUCCUCUCGUCUUCUUCAGGUACGCACAGUUUCAGCCAAAGCCCUGGGUGCCAUGGUGAAGGGGAUGGGUGAAUCCUGCUUCGAUGACCUGUUGCCCUGGCUCAUGGAGACACUGGCCUCUGAACAGAGCUCUGUCGAUCGCUCUGGAGCUGCACAAGGUUGGUUUCUUUAUGCUCUGUCCUUGUGUGAGUAAAAAAUGACUCUUAAUCAUAACCGAAGGAUCACUGAAUGAAUUAUGCGUCUGUGUCUCCAGGUCUGGCCGAGGUGAUGGCUGGACUAGGAGUGGAGAAGCUGGAUAAGCUGAUGCCAGAUGUUGUGCAAACGGCCAGCAAGGUGGACAUCGCUUCCCAUGUCAGGGACGGAUACAUCAUGAUGUUCAUCUACCUGCCCCUCACCUUUGGAGACAAAUUUACUCCUUAUGUCGGACCCAUCAUUCCCUGCAUCCUCAAGGUAUAACAACAACAGACCUUUUCUGGUGUGGUUGGAUGCGACAAAUCCGUCACUGUUGUGUGAGACUUUUAAAUGUCAUGUCAGUCAGGGACACUUGCUGAGUAGCUUUGCAUGAUUUCCAAAUUUUAAAAAACCUUCUUAUUUAUCUCCUUCAGAAGUCUGUGAAAAUACUUAGUUCAACGUCGUUUUAGCUGCUUUCUCAGAACCAUAAAGUUGGACACUGCUUGUUACUUUUCACACAGCGCGGAAGUCAUGAAACGACUGAAAAGUUUUGCUUUUAUAGAAAUCGUCUGGGGUGAGCUUUUACCGCCCACGCCAGCUCUCUUUUAUACCUACCCAUAGCUUGUGGUUCUGAGCCGUCGUGGAAGGUCUUGAAAGAUCUUCAAGGUUUCAGUAUCAGGAUUUAGUUUUAAGCGGAAAACAAACAGGAUCCGUAUUGAGUGCGCUCCGUAUUUGCAUGGGGUAUCACAUACAGGAUGUGUAUUUGGAGCAACAUGCUCACAACAGGUUGUUUUGCCUUUCUGUGGUCGAUUUCCUGCUAAUUUGGAUAUAAUUCAGUGACUGUUGAUUUUCUAUUAUAUGUGAAAAAGCAACGUGAUUUUACAGUUUGGGUUUUUGCAGAGCAGCAAAAAUAGGCUCUUCUGAUAUGGAGCUAAUAUGUGUACUGUAAGUGAUACUUCAUUUGUUAGAAUAGCAACCUAUUUGAUUCACGAUGCUGACAUUAUGCGCUCAAUACGGAUCCUGUAUGUUUUAGCCUUUAGAGUUGAGACUCAUGUCUAGUUUAUACUUGCCCAUGUUUACAAAGCAGUCACCACGAGAAGCCGAGAAACGUCUGGGGAUUACACCAAAUCAGCACAACAGAUUUAACAGAUUUCGAGGAAACAGCUUUGUUCCCAUGCAAAGUUUCAGCCCAGGUUCUGAAAUCUCUGUGAGGGUUUUUUUCACACGAGUCUCUGCUCACUCCUGUGUUUCUGUGCGUCUCAACAGGCUCUGGCUGAUGAGAACGAAUAUGUGAGAGACACCGCACUCCGCGCAGGCCAGCGAAUCAUCAGUAUGUACGCGGAGACCGCCAUCGCUCUGCUGCUUCCUGAGCUGGAACAGGGCCUGUUUGAUGACUUGUGGAGAAUCAGGUCAGAAAGAAACGGACAAGAAAAAAUCAGUAACUCAAUAAACUGUCACUUUUAUACUGACCAGAUGUCCGUCCUUGUUUUUGUUGGUCUGCAGGUUCAGCUCUGUGCAGCUGCUCGGAGAUUUAUUGUUCCACAUCUCCGGAGUGACAGGAAAGAUGACCACAGAGACCGCUUCUGAGGAUGACAAUUUUGGAACUGCUCAGUCCAAUAAGGCAUGAGUACAUCUUAUUUUGGCUGUUAUGACCCCCAAAGGUUUAUAUGAGCAUUGUUGUGUCCGGCUGCUGACCUUUGAAUGUUUCUCGAUCUCAGGCUAUCAUCGGGGCUCUUGGUGCUGAACGGCGUAAUCGCGUCCUCUCGGGUCUCUACAUGGGCCGCUCAGACACUCAGCUGGUGGUUCGACAGGCGUCCCUCCACGUGUGGAAGAUUGUCGUGUCAAACACCCCCAGGACUCUACGAGAGAUCCUCCCGACCCUUUUCACCCUCCUGCUCGGCUUCUUGGCUUCCACAUGUCCAGACAAGAGAACGGUAAUACUCAUUCAUAAACUGACCCUGUGUUUGUUUGUCUGUCUGUCUCCGUGUCAGUGCCUCUCUAAAACUUUCUUUUGCCGGUUUAGAUCGCUGCUCGGACUCUGGGGGAUCUGGUCCGGAAGCUCGGAGAGAAGAUUCUCCCUGAGAUUAUACCCAUCCUUGAGGAGGGACUGCGCUCCGACAAAAGUGACGAGAGGCAGGGAGUCUGCAUCGGCCUCAGCGAGAUCAUGAAGUCCACCAGCAAAGACGCAGUGAGUGGACAAGUGUGGUAACUCUGGAUAAGGUGGCACAGAAUGAUUGUUUCUGUGAGAUACGCAGGCAUGAACAGUUUGACCCUCUUAUUGGGGCAAAGAUAGGCUAAUGCAGCAUCUAUGUGUGAUCUAUGAGGGGUAGAAAUGAUGAAGGAAUGAAAUCUGACACUCAGCAGUUUUAAUAAAUGAUAAUAUAGACACGGACCAACAGGAGGUCAUGAUAUUUUGAGGGAUAUAACGUACUGGGUAGGUGCUCCUGCAGCCUACUGGGAAACUAGGAUUUUCUGCGGCUCAACAGUGCCCUCUGCUGGAGCAAAAUAUGAUUGUUUUAUCUGUGCAAAUGUCAAGUCAACUUUUCAGGUCAGAAAAUCCAAAUUCCUAGAGUCACACUCCUGGAUAGUUGCACAUACUUUUAUGCCAUUUGCAUUUUCAGGCAGAUGUUUUCGAUCUUGAACCUGCAGGUUUGUUUUAAAGAGAGAAAGAAAGAGUGUCUCAAGAGCUUCUGAUGGAGAAAAGAGAAUAACCAAACCAUCUUGACCAAACCAUGAAUGACAGUGAGACUGAGGAAUCUUAAGGAUGAUGCUAAAAUUGCCAGAAAUGAAUGUGAUCAAAAACAGUUUCACUAUUUUAAUUAGUCUGAAUAUAAACCACCUUUUUGUUUGGAAUCAAGAUUUGGAAAAAAACGACAUUACAUUUGAAGAGUAAUAAAAGGAGAGAAAUGUAAAAAUGCCCACAUGAUAUUAAGAUGAACUGUUCCCUUUUGUUUGAUGUUCGCUGUGAAAAUCUUAAAUGUGUCAGUAACCUGAUGGUGUCGUCCUGUAGGUUCUCGUCUUCUCAGAGUCGCUGGUCCCCACAGUGAGGAAGGCCCUCUGCGACCCCCUGGAGGAGGUCAGGGAGGCCGCGGCCAAAACCUUUGAGCAGCUUCACGCAACCAUCGGUCACCAAGCUCUGGACGACAUCCUGCCUACGCUGCUGAAACAGCUGGUGAGCGAAUAAAGACGCAGCAGCUCUGACUUCAUUCCAAAGAUUCUGAUCGGGACUUGAACAAUGAACACUCACUGUUGUUUUUCAGGAUGACGAGGACACUGCUGAGUUCGCUUUGGACGGCCUCAAACAAGUCAUGGCUGUGAAAAGUCGCUCUGUGCUGCCUUAUUUGGUGCCAAAGGUAAAAAUUCACCAUCCAGAUGAAAAUGUUUCAGUUUGAAUCUCAUCCUGAUGUACCUGACCUGAGUGGUUGUCCUCUUUGGUCACACCAGCUGACUGCUCCUCCUGUGAACACCCGUGUGCUGGCGUUCUUGUCGGCUGUGGCUGGUGAUGCUCUGACUCGCCAUCUUGGAGUAAUCUUGCCCGCCAUACUUUCCUCCCUCAAAGGAAAGCUGGGAACUGAAGAUGAAGCACAGGUAACACCUGCGUGUCUCCUCCUCCUCCUCCUCCUCUUUUUCUUUCCUCUAUUUUAAAAAGUAGUGACCCUCACAUCUUCGUUACAGGAGUUGUGCAGCUGCCAAACAGUCAUUCUUUCAGUGGAGGAUGAAGUCGGUCAGCGGAUUAUCAUAGACGACCUCCUUGAGGCCACACGGGGCUCCGACCCCGGCCUUAGACAGGCGUCUGUCACCAUCCUCAACGCCUACUUCGCCCGCACACGCCUCGACUACAGCGCCCAUACACGCAACCUGCUGUCCGGACUCAUCCGCCUUCUCAAUGACUCCAACCCAGAGGUCCUGUCCCAGAGCUGGGACACCAUCAACUCUAUAACCAAGGUGUGUUGAUGACAUGUGAAUAAAAGCCGAUCAGCUGACUGCUGUAGUUAUUUUUAAUCAAGUGGAAAUGUCUCCUGAUUGUAUUUGUUUGUUAAAACAGAAACUGGAUGCAAGCAGCCAGCUGGCUCUGAUCGAUGACCUGCACAGAGAUAUUAGAUCAGCAGCUGCAGAUGUGAAAGGCCCGCACUUACCGGGUUUCUGUCUGCCCAAGAAGGUAAGGAGGCUCUUUUUGACUCGUUCAGACAGCUGUUACACAGAUAAGUCCAUUCUCGUCUUCUGUCAUGGCUUUCUCUGUAGGAAAAUGACUGAGUCUGGGCCGUCAUGUAGUUCCUUACCCAUUUGUCAUUUGAGAAACUCUUUGGUGUUUGGCAUAUCUUCUACCAAAGUUGAUAUUUGACAGGAUGUUUCACAGGAAUAGUUCACAGUGAAAAGGCAAAGAACAGGCUGACAAACCGUUUAGUUUGUUGAUUUUGAUCCAAAAUUUGAACACAUCAGUGAAGUAUUUAGACAAACACAUAACACAUGAAUCUCAGGUUGUACAGCUCAUCCAAACCACUUUAAAGAUGGUCAAAAUCUAAGAGUUCUUAAUUUGGUGUUUGAUCUGUACACAUUUUAGGAAUUUGACUCCAGGGACUUCAGUGAUAGUCUUUUCCUGUCCUGGUGCUUCACUGUUCAUCUUUGAGGCAGACCCAAACCGCUCAUUCAUAGAAAUGCAGAGACUGGAUGAUGGUAGUGGAAAAUAAAAACACAAUAAUAUCAGUGUGAAGUACUGUGGCGCCCAUCUGUGGCAUCAUAUUGGUAGUUUUAUUGUAUUUUUAUGAUGUUUGCCUAAAAAAGAUUCUCUGCUUCUCAAUGAUCACAUUAUAAUUUUAAUAGUUUUGUGGUUUAGGGGCUGAAAGUGUGAGAAAAAGAAAUGCUCUCACAGUUUCCGACAGUGUUAAAGCUUUGGCUGUCGGAGGAGUAACUGUUGUGUGUUUUGUCUCUGUGUUUCUUUCCACAGGGUGUGACCUGUAUCCUGCCUGUGCUGAGGGAAGGUGUCCUCACAGGUAGUCCAGAGCAGAAAGAAGAGGCGGCGAAAGCUUUAGGAGGGGUGAUCAAACUGACCUCCCCUGAGGCGCUGCGACCCUCUGUGGUUAACAUCACCGGACCGCUCAUUCGUAUUCUGGGAGACAGAUUUGCCUGGACAGUAAAGACAGCUCUGCUGGAGACUCUCACUCUGCUGCUGGCUAAGGUCUUUAUCUGCAGAAAGAUAGUGAGAUAGGUAGUUCGCCACGAAUGAUCAAAAUAACCCUCUAACCUCUGGACUGCGCUCCUCCCUCAGGUGGGCAUCGCCUUGAAGCCUUUCCUGCCUCAGCUGCAGACCACCUUCCUGAAGGCUCUGCAGGAUUCGAGCCGUGCUGUGAGGCUGAGGGCUGCCGAGGCUCUUGGUCAGCUGGUUUCCAUUCACACCAAAGUGGACCCACUCUUUACUGAGCAGCUUUCUGCCAUCCGCAAUGCUGAGGACUCAGGAGUCAGGUGAACGCUCGUACAGCAUUUAAUUACAAAAUCUUCAGUGUGAAGAGAAUUCAGUGAAGAUUUCUGAUCAUUCCUGACAUUUGAUUCGGCCUCCAUUAACAUUUUCAGUAGGGGUGUCCCGAUACGAUAUUGAUAUCGGAUAUCGGUCCGAUAUCAGCAAAAAAAUGAAUAUCGGAUUAUAUCAGCCUGUAUCUAAUAUCUCUGAUAUCAGCACUCCGAUACAAGCAGUCCAUUCCAGAGAGUCCAUCCCACAAAAUCACAACAACAAUGUGUACUAAGGAACUAACAAAGUAGCAAGGAGUAAGAGUGAUGUCGUCUGUGUGGAAGUAUUUUUAAUUUGAGUCAGAAAAAGACGUUGCAGCUGAGUGAAAAACUUGUUUAGCACAAUUUUGUGCCAAUAUUGGAUCAAUAUCAGUAUUGGUCAAUAUUAAAGGCUACAAUAUUGGUAUCAGUCAGUAUUGAGGCUACAAUAUUGGUAUCGUAUCAGAAGUCAAAAAGUUGUAUCGCAGACACCCCUUGUUUAAAGAGAAUUCAAUGAUGAUUUCUUAUCAUUCCUGACAUUUGAUUUGGCCUCCAUUAACAUUUUCAGUCAGUUAAUCUUUAUUUAUGUGCUGCCAGAUUAAAAACAAACAUCAUCUGAAGACACUUAACAAAAAACAACAGUUAUAGACCGUACUCUUUGUUUUUUUAUUUACCGAUAGAUGAGUCUCAGCUGAAAGAAUAAGACUUAGUCUUGUUUCAAUCCACCAGGUGCAGAGAAAUUUGCAUCAUUUAGCGAGUUACAGCGGCAAAAAAUAACUUCCCUUUAACAGACAGACUUGUUUGCAGGAGCUGUAAGUUAAUAAUAAUAAAUUUAUUACAGUCAAAGUCAAUGGGACUCUAUUGUAGUAUUUAUAGUGAUGAUGGUAAUAAAAGAGGAAGAGAAAAUCUCAAUUAUAGCUGCUGGAGCUCAGCCAGAGUCAUUAUUCUCCAGCGUUCUCAAAGCAUCUUACUCCAUUUCUCUGCUCAUUUUCUGUUUUUUGUUUGGAUUCCCCACAGAGAGACUAUGCUCCAAGCCUUACGGUUUGUCAUCCAGGGGGCCGGGUCAAAGGUGGAUCCAGCCAUCCGCAAGAACAUCACCACCACAUUACUGGGCAUGCUGGGACAUGAUGAGGUAUGACAGGAGGAGCAGAUGCCUCGCAGCAGCAACUUCAGCUUUGAAGACGUGUUUUUAAUCUGUUGCAGCACGCCUGUUUUUUUUUCACCUAGGGCUCUAAUAUCUGUUGAAUGCAAUAAUUAAUGAGCAGAACAUAAAUGCAGAAAUGAUCUUAACCGGAGGGAGGAUUUUACAAAGUGGUUCAGUGACACAGUUUCCUUUGUGAUCACAGCAGAAAAGCGGAAGUCAUGUAGAGAGGAUGUGGUUUUAUAAAAAGGGUUUCGAACCUUUAUGUCAGUAUGAGACUGUUUGACUGUCUGCUUUUCUCUGUCUGGCUGACUGACUGUAUGCGUUCAUGUAGGAUGCUACUCGUAUGGCGUCAGCUGGCUGUAUUGGUGAGCUGUGUGCAUUCCUGUCAGAGGAGGAGCUGAAGACUUUGUUACCUCAGCACAUCCUGGGUUGGUAUUUUUCUAAAUGAAGCUAUCGCCUCAUCAUUUAAUUCAUGUGUUUAAUUUGUUUUUAAAUGUAAUAAAGAGGUUUUAAUUUUGGUUAAUUAUAACAGUUCAGAUCUGUAUUUUUUGUGCCCUUCAGCGGACGUGUCUGGCGUUGACUGGAUGGUGCGUCACGGCCGGAGCUUGGCCCUGGCCAUAGCUGUCAAAUCAGCUCCGGAGAAACUGUGUGGGAAGGAAUACUGCGACACUGUGACAGAGACAAUUUUGGCCAACGCCACCGCCGACAGGGUGAGGAGGACGUCUGAGUGUCAAAGAAAACAAUAUACCUCACACCUGUGAUGAAAUGAUAGACCUGGCUAUAAUGAAGUCACUUGUCCUGAUGUAGUUUGAAGGUUUCAUGGAGGUUUGAUGGAUCUCUGGGUUUAGCUUUAAAUCUCACUUCCAUCACUGAAACUGUAUAUUUGUUGCUUUUGCUUUUAUACAUGACAGAUUGAAUUGUGUUUCUUCUGUCCUGAUAGAUUCCCAUAGCAACCAGCGGGAUCAGAGGGAUGGGAUACCUGAUGAAGCAUCAUCUCAAAACUGAGGGAGGCAGCAGUGUUUCCCAGCGGAUCAUCACACAGUUUACCAAGGUACAAGAGAUGGUGCAGUUUUUAAUCCAACUAAUGAGGGUCGUCUAUUUUACUGGAUGUCUCUUCAUUUUCCUAAGAGUGCCCAAAAGUCCUUCACUAAGUUAGCAAAUUCAGAGUAUUCUCCAUCAUCAUAAAAAAGGGACUUAGAUUGUGCCAAACAUUUUACCCUGAGUUUUGGACGGGCUUAAGUUCCUGUUUUCAUGUGAGUCCUCUUUGUGAUUACACAGUGUCUUCAGAACCAGUCCAGUGACAUCAGACUGGUAUCAGAGCGGGUGCUGUGGUGGGUUUUCAAAGACCCAGCUACACCCUCCAUGGAGGCGAAUCUCAUUAAGCCUCUGCUGAAGAGUCUGCUGGACAACACCAAGGACAAGAACACCAGCGUCAGAGCUCAGAGUGAGCACACCAUCGUCAACCUGCUGCGACUCCGCCAAGGAGAAGAAACUAUGCAGGUCAGAUGCGCGCUUUUUUACACCGUAAAAUCACAUAUAUCACUUUAAAAAAAAGAAAAACUCUUGUUAAAUUUUUGCUCUUUCCACAACAGAGUAUUGCUGCCAUUCUGGAUUCUGCAAGCAACGACUUGCUCUCAGAGUGUCAUCGACGUUCCCUGAAGAAAAUCGCCAGCCAGCCAGACUCCAAUGAAGAGAUAGACGACACCAUCCUAACAUGAUGGAGCAAGACUGAGAAAUGAAAUGAUCCCCCCACUGUACCUGCGACCCCAACACACUCAUCACACAUGCCUGUGUUGCCUUUAAUAGACCAUGACUGCAAUGGAUUUUUUCAACCCCCAAAAAUUACCUUUUUCUUCUUUUUCACUUUAAUUAUUUUAGCAGUCUUUAAGCCCAAAUGUAUUUGUUUUUCUGAUUUGAUCCCGUUAUGACCAGAUUGUACUCGUGUACUAAACACACACACACACACAAAAGGCCAAUAAUGUUUUGCUAUUCAAUCUUAUCAAGCAAUUUCAAACAUUUUAAAUGCUGCUGAAAAGAAACAACACUCUUAUCUUUAAUCUUCCUUUUGACUUUUGUGUUAAACUUCUUUUUUUUGAGGGGGUGCCACCUCUUACAAGAUAUCCUUCUUUUUAUUUCAUUGAUACGGUUGUAAUAAGGCAAUACAGAAUAAAAAAAUCUUGAUUUCAUGUCGGAGUAUAAGAAACAGAAUAGCUGAUGGGGUUGGGAGCAGGACCGUGACCCCUUUAAUCUCACUAUAUAGGGAAUCCAAAGGGUUUCUCUGUGGUUUACCUACUAGGAUUUAUGGAGUACCACACAUAUGAUCUUGGUUGUUCCUCAUGUUCAGGGCUCAUUACUUGGUAUGACACUGAAGAAAAAGAUCAAAUUUGACAUGAAUCCAGUUUGUUUUAUAAGGGGGUGGGGCGGAUGUAUUCCUUUUCACUUCAAUCAGUGUGUUUGUAGUGUGAAUCAUGUUGAUAAGAAUAGUUUAAAAUAAAUACAAAGAGACCAGUUUAACCUCCUUGAAAGUUCCUCUGAAAAGAUUUAAGCUGAUUUUGGAUUAAAACCAAAAAUCUAGUUUAAUUUUACAAAGAUUUAAAACACAGAAAUGAUCAAAUUCUGAAAGGUAGGUUCAUUUAUUCUCCAAACUUGGUUGGGGCUUCUUCACAACAAAUGACUGCAUCAGUGAGGUGGUGCUCUGCUCAGGUGCUAUUAAAGCCCAGGGUGCUUUUACACCGUGGCCUGCAGCUGGUCUGUGUUCUUUGGUUAUCCCCAUUUCAAUGGAAAUAUCAUGGAGAGAAAACUACAUGGUGGUAGUUUUGAAACUCUUAGCAGGUGGUAAGUCUUUCUAUAAAAGAAAAAAAGCUCCUCUGAAGAU
Xyrichtys novacula (pearly razorfish) is the source of this 23443-nucleotide messenger RNA. Lineage: Eukaryota; Metazoa; Chordata; Actinopteri; Labriformes; Labridae. The record is from the annotation of a GenBank genome assembly.